Messenger RNA from Elephantulus edwardii (Cape elephant shrew), 2100 nucleotides. RefSeq names its product SH3 domain containing ring finger 2 (gene SH3RF2). Gene Ontology annotation, biological process: negative regulation of apoptotic process; protein ubiquitination; positive regulation of JNK cascade. The coding region runs from base 1 to 2100 and encodes 699 amino acids. The record is from RefSeq and is a predicted model, not a curated record. Gene Ontology annotation, molecular function: protein phosphatase 1 binding; ubiquitin protein ligase activity. Gene Ontology annotation, cellular component: nucleoplasm. Lineage: Eukaryota; Metazoa; Chordata; Mammalia; Macroscelidea; Macroscelididae. The transcript is spliced from 8 exons.
AUGGAUGAUUUGACGUUACUUGAUCUUCUGGAGUGCCCCGUGUGUUUUGAAAAGCUCGAUGUCACAGCCAAAGUCCUCCCCUGCCAGCACACCUUCUGCAAACCAUGUCUGCAGAGGAUUCUCAAGGCCCACAAGGAGCUGAGGUGCCCCGAGUGCAGAACCCUGGUCUUCUGCAGCAUCGAGGCGCUGCCAGCCAACCUGCUGCUGGUGCGUCUGCUGGACGGUGUGCGCGGGCAGAGCUUGGGAAGGGGGGGCUCCUUCCGCAGGCCGGGCGUGCUGAACUCCCAAGACAGCAGAAAAAGCAGGGUCAGCCCUAGAGGUCUUCAGUCCAGCCCUUUCCGCCUGGUGCCCAACAUCAGGAUCCACAUGGAUGGGGUUCCUCGAGCAAAGGCUUUGUGCAACUACCGAGGGCAAAACCCUGGCGACCUGAGGUUUAACAAGGGAGACGUCAUCCUCCUCCGGAGACAGCUGGACGAGAACUGGUACCAGGGCGAGAUCAAUGGCAUCAGCGGGAUCUUCCCAGUGAGUUCGGUGGAGGUCAUCAAACAGCUGCCCCAGCCGCCACCCCUCUGCCGUGCCCUCUACAACUUCGACCUGCGAGACAGGGACAAGAGUGAGAAUCAGGACUGUCUGACCUUCCUCAAGCCAAACCUCACCGCAAGAUACCUUCUAGAGAAGAACAAAGGCCGACAGUCAUCCCGCACUAAAAGCCUGUCUCUCGGGUCCUCGUCCCCCAGAGGCAAAGCAACCAACUCACCCGCCCUCCGAAGGGGCCCUGGGUCCAGGAGGAAGGGACCUGGGCAGUUCUCCAUCACAACAGCCUUGAAUACUCUCAACAGGAUGGUCCAUUCUCCCUCAGGACGUCAUAUGGUGGAGAUCAGCACCCCAGUGCUCAUCAGCUCCAGCAACCCCUCUGUGAUCACUCAGCACAUGGAAAAAGCAGACAUCCCUCCCAGCUCUGUGGGCCAGGUCAGCACUUACCACCCUGCACCUGCAUCCCCAGGACAUUCCACGGCCAUCGUCAGUCUGCCCAGUUCUCAGCAACACCUCUCAGCCAACAUGUUUGUAGCCCUGCACUCCUAUUCAGCCCAUGGGCCUGAUGAGCUGGACCUGCAGAAGGGAGAAGGCAUCAGAGUCCUGGGGAAAUACCAGGAUGGCUGGCUCAGAGGUGUCUCCUUGGUCACUGGGCGAGUUGGCAUCUUCCCAAACAACUAUGUCAUCCCAAUUUUCAGAAAGACAACUAGCUUUCCAGAGUCUCGGAGUCCUGGUCUCUACGCCACAUGGACAUUGUCCACCUCCUCUGUGUCCUCCCAAGGCAGCAUCUCAGAAGGUGAUCCUCGGCAGAGCCGUCCCUUCAGAUCCGUCUUUGUGCCCACAGCCAUAGUCAACCCUGUGAGGAGCACAGCCAGCCCUGGGAUUGUAGGACAAGGAUCUCUUCGGAAAGGACGGAACAGCAUGAGAAAGAAUGGAUCCCUGCAGAGACCUGUUCAGUCAGGAAUCCCCACCCUUGUGGUGGGUUCUCUCAGACGCAGCCCCACCAUGGUUGUGCGGCCACAGGAGUUCCAGUUCUAUCAGCCUCAUGGGACCCCCUCGUCACCUUCCUCGAUGGUGGUGGAGAUGGGACCCAAGCCAGCUCCCACAGGAGAGCCUGCACUCAUGUACAUGAGCAGAGGCAAUGACAUCAGGACCCACUCGGCUGCCAGCUCCCUCAUCAUGGAAGGCAAGGACAUCCCCAUCAAGAGUGAGCCUCCACUCAGACCCCCUGCGUCUGCCCCACCAUCGAUCCUGGUGAAACCAGAAAACUCAAAAAAUGGCACUGAAAAGCAAGUUAAAACUGUGAGAUUUCAGAAUUACAGCCCUCCUCCCACCAAACAUUACACCUCCCAUCCCACCUAUGGAAAGCCUGAACAGCCAGCCACCCCAAAGGGGUCCCAGCCUGAAACAGCCCUCUUGGGCCCAGAGAUGACCAUUCUAUUUGCCCAUCGGAGCGGUUGCCAUUCCGGGCAGCAGACAGACCUCCGGAGAAAGCCAACGUUCAGCAAGGCCAUGACCCCGGUACCCACUGCCUCAGCCACACAGACCGUGUUCCCGAGCAAAUGA